GAAUCAUAACUGAAACGUAUCAGUCAACAGUUUGACUUUGUACCCUCAACGGAAAAUAAUCAUAUCAAAAUGUACUCCAAGGUGCUUUGCUUAGCCGCCCUUGUCGCCGCUGUAGUCGCGUAUGAUUACCAUCAUGGUCCCGCGUACUCAUCUCAACACAUCUCUCGUCACGAUGGAAAGCCUGAAAUAGUACAUGUCGGACAUGGCCAUGACAGUUAUGGUCAUGGCCACGAUGGACAUGGACACGGCCAUGCCGUUGACUACUAUGCCUACCCUAAAUACGACUUUGCUUACAAAGUAGAAGACCAUCACACCGGCGACAUCAAGUCUCAGCAUGAGAGCCGCGACGGUGAUGUCGUAAAGGGCUACUACGCUCUUCACCAGCCCGAUGGCAACGAAAGACAAGUACACUACCAUGGCGACAAGCACACCGGAUUCCACGCUGAUGUCAAAUACAACGUGCAUCACGUCGUGCUUUGCUUAGCCGUUCUUGUCGCCGCCGUAGUCGCGUAUGACUACCACCAUGGUCCCGCGUACUCAUCUCAACACAUCUCUCGGCACGAUUAUGGUUAUGGACAUGGAUAUGGUCAUGACCAUGACUACUAUGCCCAUCCCAAGUAUCAGUUUGACUACAAAGUAGAAGACCAUCACACCGGCGACAUCAAGUCUCAGCACGAGAGUCGCGACGGUGAUGUCGUAAAGGGCUACUACGGUCUCCACCAGCCCGACGGCAACGAAAGACAAGUGCACUACCAUGGCGACGGGCAUACCGGAUUCCACGCUGAUGUCAAAUACAACGUGCAUCACGUCGCUCCUAAACAUUACCAUUAUUGAGUAUUUGUUAGCCGCACAUUGUUGUCCAAGCAUCUUAGGUGUAUUGUUAAAACAUGUUUUUUUUUUGUAUUAGUAAAAGCAGAUGAUUUUAAAAA
Messenger RNA from Melitaea cinxia (Glanville fritillary), 929 nucleotides. Its product is annotated as histidine-rich glycoprotein-like. Lineage: Eukaryota; Metazoa; Arthropoda; Insecta; Lepidoptera; Nymphalidae. The transcript is spliced from 7 exons. Gene Ontology annotation, cellular component: extracellular matrix. The record is from RefSeq and is a predicted model, not a curated record. The coding region runs from base 70 to 834 and encodes 254 amino acids.